AUGCAGUGGGUGUCCCUGCAGGUUGAGUCCACUCUUCCUGAAGGAGGGGUGGAGGGACUGCAGGUGGACAGCAGAAUCAUCGGCCUCAUCUACACAGCCAAAAUGAACAAAAUGAAAAGGUAUAUAACAAUUUAUUUCACACACUUAUAAAUACACACAUGCCAGCCACCAUGAUUCACUUUGGCAGUUUACAGUACAGAAACGGAAUUGCUGUCCAGUUGAGCUUACACACAUUUUAAGAGCAUGAUUAUAAAUAGAAAACAUUUUCAAUGUCAUUUCCCCCUAUUCUAAUUUAGCCGCUAACUCUGAGCUAACACUCUCUACCAUUCUCCUCAGACCAUUAUGGAUUCUUUAGUUGGGAAUCAAAGAGGUUCUGUCUCGACGCUCAAUGAUGAACAAACACUCCAAACUGGAAAUGCAGUGCAUUCGGAAAGUAUUCAGACCCCUUCACUUUUUCCACAUUUUGUUACGUUACAGCCUUAUUCUAAAAUUGAUUAAAUUCAUUUUUUCCCUCAUCAAUCUACACACAAAAACCCAUAAUGAAAAACUGAAAACAGGUUUUUAGAAAUGUUUGCAAAUUUAUUAAAAAUAACAAACAGAAACCUUAUUUACAUAAAUAUUCAGACCCUUUGUUAUGAGACUCGAAAUUGCAUCCUGUUUCCAUUGAUCAUCCUUGAGAUGUUUCUACAACUUGUAUGGAGUCCACCUGUGGUAAAUGCAAUUGAUUGGACAUGAACAAAAACCAAAGCCAUGAGGUCGAAGGAAUUAUCCGUAGAGCUCUGAGACAGGAUUGUGUCGAGGUGUCAUACCCAAGAAGACUCGAGGCUGUAAUCGCUGCCAAGGGUGUUUCAACAAGGUACUGAGUAAAGGGUCUGAAUACAUAUGUAAAUGUAAUAUUUCAGUUUUGUAUUUUUCAUUAUGGGGUAUUGUGUGUAGAUUGAGAAUCCAUUUUAGAAUAAGGCUGUAAUGUAACAAUGUGGAAAAAGUCAAGGGGUCUGAAUACUUUCCGAAUGCACUGUUUGUAAUUGUUCUCAUUCUGUAGAAAACCUUUGUUUUUGUUUAUUAAAACUCUGGUAGAGACAGACCAAGGCAUCACAGAGUCAAAUCCUCAUCUUCACCUGUCAAGGAGGACACAAAACAGGUAUGGUUUAACGUUAAUACAAGUGUGCUUGGCCUGUCUGAUCAGUAAUAUCCAAGCUACAGUAUCUCCUGGGAGUCGGUCAGCCAAAUACACAGAUGCAGGGCAUUAUUUAAAGAAUAGUGCAGAAAUGGACGAAUUUCCAUUGUUUCUGUGUAGUAGGCGAUAGAUGUGUUCUGUUCUAGGGUCCAGAUGUAGAGACAGCACUGAAAGCAGUAGAAGAGGCUCUGUCUCAGGCCUCCGAGAACAUGGCCAAUCUGGACAACAUCCAUCAGGUGAGAGACAACAGGACUGUCCCACAUCUCCUGUCCUUCCAUCUGUACUGAUCCAAAAAUACUAUGGCCUGUUUUCCCAGACACAGAUUAAGCCUAGUCCUGGACUUAAAAAAGCACAUUAAAUGGAGAAUAUCCAUUGCGCAUGCUUCGUAGUCCAGGACUAGGCUUAAUCUGUGUCUGGGAAAUCAGUCCUAUAUGAAAGCAAGCUGUAAGCUGUAGCAUACCUGCUCUGUUGCUUUUCUCUGCAGACUCUGGUGAAAGGUCUGACGGUGCAGGUGAAGAGAGAGAAGGCCAGACUGCUGAUGGAGAUAGAUGAGGCUAUGGACAGGGCCUUCACCAUCCUUAAAAGAAGGUGCACUACUCUACAACCCCCUCACACCUUCCUCUCACUAAUGGGCUAGUGUGUAAUGUAUUUGUGGCUUCUGCUGCUUAUUGUGUGUUUAUUGGGCUUGGCUGUAAUGCCUUUUAUCAGGGCUGAUCAAAUAGGAGACGUAUACAGUGAGUGGACCCUAUAUUAUUUUUCUGGUUUCAUGGGGGUGAGGUGUAAUUCCUGCAUUGUCAGGAAGGGGGCGUUGGUGGCGGAGCUGACCAACAUGGAGCAGCACUUCCCGUCCAGCAGGAGGGAACUGGGCCGGGUGGAGGAGAGGAUGAGGGCCCUGGACACGGCCAUGCAGAAGGCCAAGCAGGUCGGACAGCACCCCUCCCUGGAGAGCUACUGCGACUUGGAGCAGGUACACACACUAAACUGCACCUUGUGGUUGUAGAGUGACACUUCAAGGAAUACGAGGUGUGUGUGUGUGUGUGUGUGUGUGUGUGUUGAACAGUUGCUGGAGACCCUGCAGGCGCCUGUGGAUGUCCAGUUGUUUGACCUGAAGUGUCUGUCUCUGGGCUCUGGACUGAGGUGAGUCAAUAAAGUUGACCUGAAUUACAAUUUGAACCCCCGUAGCUAUGUGGCCUGACCUGAACUCUGCUACUGUAGUUUGAACUCACAUCUUACCUAAGUCGUGUGUGUGUGUGUGUCAGCUGCAUAGCUCAGCAGGAUGCACUGGGCAGGAGUCUGAAGGCGUGUCUGAAGAUCAACAUUGGGAAUGCCAAGAUGUAAGUCCUGUAAUUGACUACAGAUAUAUAUUUUUCUAUCUCUUUAUUUACAUGGUUUAACUGCCUUUUGAAUUUCCCCUCAGUCUGACAGAAGAGCCAAUCCACAGAGACAGAGGAGACCGAGAGAGGCCCCAGGAGCAGCAGGAGAGCCAAAGGAUGAUGAGGCCUCCCCCGCCCAGCACCAGAGAGCCUGUUCCCCCUCGCCAGGAGCAGGACAGCCUGAGGAUGACUAGGCAUACCCGGGGCCUCUCUCCCAACCCUGGCCCUCGCCCCUUCCCCAGCUCCAGCCCUGUCUCAGACUCCGGACCCAACGUCAUCAUAGAGGAGAUUAUAGAGGAGAUUGAACAAGGAGGAGAAGGGGAGGACGAAGUCAGUUUGAAAUCCUGCCAUCAAGUCACCACAGCCUCAUCCAAAACCACUGCAGCAGGGUUCUCAACUGGAGGUUAGUGACAAUCUCACAGCAACAUUUAGAGAGCACGUCAGUGCAUGUCUGCUGAGGUAAACCGCAUCCCCAUUACCCAUAGGAUAAUAAUGGUGUUUCUUGGUUCCUGCUUUUAGUUGUCCCAGCCCACCGGUCUGAGCUGCAGCAGGCCAGUGAGAGACAGAGAGCCCAGAGGAGCAACAAGAAGAUCCAGGAGGAGCUCCUCCAUGUCAGUCAGGGGAAAGGUAGAGGAAAGGAGAGACAGACGUCUAGUCUGGACACUGUUGAUCCGCACAACACACAUUUCACAUGAUAACAUGCAGAACAGUUAUGUCCACGUAAUCUAUAACUUGAUGAAUAGAGACACAUAGAAACUGAGUGUGUGUGUGCAGUGUUCCAGGAGUGGGUGAUGGUGACCCAUGUGGUGAACCCUAACCACUUCUACAUCCGCCACGUGGCAGAGCAGAGGGCCUGUAUUCUGCUGUCCAAGAAGAUCAACUCCCUCUGCUCUGGAGAGAGAGGACUGUUCACAGCCAGCGACAUACUGGAGACUGGUGAGAUCACUAUGUGUGUUACCUUACUGUGGGUAUGUCCCUCUCUCUAGGCUCUAUGAUGUUUGUGAAAUGAAAGCAGUGCGAUGUUCCACUCUGACUAAUGCGUGUUUGUGUCUCCGUCAGGCUCCACAGUGUUUGUGAAGUGGAAGGAGGGGAUGUGGUGUCGGGCCACCCUGACAGAACUGUUCCAGAGAGGUCACCUGGACCCGGUCCGCAGCUGUCCUGUUCCCGAACUUCACCGUAUCAGAGUCUACUUCCAGGACUACGGCUUCUGCCAGGGAAUCGACAUGCAGAGGUACACACACACACACACACACACGAAAAGGGAUGAAAAACCUAGUAAGCAUGAAAAGGGACAGAACAUUGAUUAAUGUUUUCAGUCACCCAGGUCUGUCUUUCUCUUCCACCUCUACUUACCUUUCCCAGUGAGGAGGCAGGUCCAGACCUGUUCAUCAGGGACAUGAAUGAGCGUCUGAGAAGAGUGGACGUGGCCGGCCAAUCAGAAAUGAGCCGCUGGCUCCCUCAGGCUAUCAAGUGUUCCCUCAAAGACAUCGUGCCUGCGGACCUGGUAAGUCGAGGACAUCGUGCCUGCGGACCUGGUAAGUCGAGGACAUCGUGCCUGCGGACCUGGUAAGUCGAGGACAUCGUGCCUGCGGACCUGGUAAGUCGAGGACAUCGUGCCUGCGGACCUGGUAAGUCGAGGACAUCGUGCCUGCGGACCUGGUAAGUCGAGGACAUCGUGCCUGCGGACCUGGUAAGUCGAGGACAUCGUGCCUGCGGACCUGGUAAGGGGCAUACAUUUGCAUAUUGUGUAUAUUCGGACAUAACAUUUGUGUAUGUCGCCAUCCAUCUGUUUCUUCAAGUGAAGGGCUGUAUAAGUGACUAGGAUGAGUUUAGAUGUGUUUUCUUACCUGCAUCCCCCUCCCUUCUCUCUCCCAGACUAAAGGCUGGAGUGCGGAGGCCCAGGAUGAGUUUCGUCGUGUGGUGGGCUCAGCCUCAGUAGAGAUGCAGGUGUUUGGUCAGGAGAGAGAUGCUCUGCUGGUGGACCUGAAGAAAGCCCCCAUGGACAGCGGUUCCAGCAACAUGCCCAUGUCCCUCCGAGAGUACCUGGUCUUCCUCGAGCUCGCCAGGUACAUACAUACAUACAUGCAUGCAUGCAUGCAUACAUACAUACUCAGGGUGUUUUCCAGGCCUGGAAAAGUUUUGGAAAAUGAUCAAAUCUGAAAAGUCAUGGAAAUUUAUGUAAUCAUUAAUGUAAUUUAUUUAGGCACAGUUUUUUAAUAUUUUAUCAGUCAAAUAAAAAUCCAGAUGUCAGGAUGGGAAUGACACUUUAGCACGGCUGUGUUUACGCGCAUCACCUGCAUGUGUGCGAGACGAGAGCGCGAGACAGUCGAACAUUGCAGCAGCAGGUAGGCCUAUAAAAUAUGAUCGAGAACAGACUAAUAACUAGGUAGCCAAUUCAAAACAUAUUGUACUAGUUAACUAUUUAGUUAUUAUUAGCAUGUAUUAAUGUUUUCGCAAUGUCCAAAAAAACAUAUCACCGACACUUUUUGUUAGAUUAAUUUGGAUUUUAAGAAUAAUGACUAAAGAAUUUCACCCCAAACACAGUAUAAAUGUUAGAAAUAUCAUGUAGUGUCAACCCACUAACAGAGGGGGCGUUACUAACCAUUCAAGGGGGAAGGCGGGAACUGUUUAAGAAAGCCACCUAAAGGUGGGAGGAGCAUAGUGUCUUUGUUUGUCAAGGGGUAUAAAAACAGUAUGUUUGCGUUUUUGAGCAGAGCUCUCCUUGAAUAAAUUUACCGAUAAUUACUUGUGGAUUGUGGACCUUGAAUCAUUGAUGAUUAAAACCAGAGCUUUACAACCUCUGGUAAUGAUUCAAGCUUAGGUUGAAUUAGAGAUAGAAAUUCACAUGACACUUUUUUUGAACGAUUCAUUUAAACGAUUAUUUUUUAUGAAACUAACGAUACGCUUCACCAUUGUAGUAGUUGGGAUUCGGUUCAAACGCAGUGAAUCAAAAUAAGAAUUUGUGAAUCGUGAACAGUAAUUUUAGGAAAAAGGAUUAGAUGUAGCCUUUCUUUUGGAUUAUGUGGCUUCAAAACGUGUAGAUACUUCCAGUUGAUUUGGGCAUCCAAUGUAUGGGACAUUGCAACUCAAUAGAUGCUAGUCAGCCUGCAAAGUAAACACUUCUAAGGUAACUCAAAUAAAUUAGAAAAGGUCAAUUUCCUGAAGAAAAUGUGUGGGCUUGCUUUAGCCGAAUAAAAAGAUUUGUAGCCUACCAAAGCCAUUUGAUCUUUUGAUAUAUUGAAUGAGCAAAUUAUUUCAAAAGGCAUAAAACAUAUUUGGUUGCAAUGUUAUACAUCAAGGGUGGUCAACCAUCCUCCAGGAGAGCUAAUGGGUGGGCAGGCUUUUAUUCCAGUCCCCCUCUAACAAACCACAUUUUAGAAAUUAGCUGCUGAACCGGACCUUGAUAAACUGUCUCUGUGUUUGAGCAGGGCUUGAUCAAAAGCCUGCACACCCAGUAGCUCUCCAGACUGACCAUGUGUUUUAUACAGUUGCCUAACAGGUAUUCUACUUUGGGGGGGGUUAAGUGCCUUGCACAACAACAGGAGAUGGUACAUGGGAACAGAGAGCAGCCUCCCAGUGUCGAUACCACAUUACACAUACUUUUUUAUACGGUAUAUAGAGACGCCGCCAAUUGUUGGUCAUGGAAAUUUGGUUAAAAGUCACAGAAGUCUUGAAAUUCCAUCUGUCAAAAUGUGUAUGAACCCUGCAUACUGUACAUAUCCAGUGUUUCCCCUAUAUGCAUUUUGCAGAAGGCUGCAUCAGUUUCUUCCUUGUUGCCAUGGAUAACCAGUAGUAAUAUGUUCGUUCUGCUGCUGUAGGUUUUACUCUCCGGUGGCGUGGAAUGCCAAGACUGUGCCGUGUGGCAGGAGGCCUCUCCAGUUCUACCCUCCUGUCUUCCCUCGUACCAACGUAGAGCUCAAUGCUGUGGUGUCCCACAUAGACACACCCUCACACUUCUACAUCCAACUGGUGGGCUACACAUUCCACACGCGCACAUACGUGAAAGCAUUAUCAGCUGAUAUUCCAGUGCCCUCUCUAACUCCUCCCCCUCGCUGGUGAAGCGCAGGUUGACAACAUGGAGUUCCUGCUGCUGACAGCCAAGCUGCAGGAGUGUUACAGCUAUGACUGCCCCAGCAGGGGGACCAGAGGAGAGGACCAGGACCUGGAGGUCUACUGUCCUAUCCUGGAUCAGGCCUGUGUGGCACGCUUUGACGACAAGGUCUGGUACAGGGCCCAUGUCAUAGGUCAGUACACAGUGUCUGUUGCGGUGCGGUGACUGAAUUACAGCCACACCGGCAGUCAUGAGUCAUGACCGCAGUCAAAUUCCACGUGACCGCUGAGUCAUGGUAAUCUCCUCCUAUUCUGCUCUCUGUAGGCCUACAUGAAUGGCGCUGAUGCGUAAGGUAGUAUAACUAACUCCCUAAUGAAUGGCUUGGUACUCAGGGCUCUAUUGUCCCUCUAAUCUGAAAGAUGAGGAUAAAUGGUGAUGGGAGUUAGCGGUCCCAUUCUAAAAUGGCCCCGGGGCUUUCCCAGACGGACACAAUAUGCACAAGUACAUUUUUGUAACAUAGAGACCCGUUCGGGUCCACAACCUUGCACGAGAAAAUCCAAUUGUUUUGGUACUUUAUUAAGCGGAAAGGAGAGGGAGAGAAACAGAGCGAGCAUGGCGCUAGGGAGGAGGGGGCGUGCGGUGUGUUCGUGCGCAGUGAGUGACAUGGGAGCAGGCACAGAAAGAGCGCGACGGCAAGCACUGUUAACCCGCACUAGUAUACUUACUUCUUGCUGGUUAUUUAUCAUCCCACCUGAUUAAAUAGUACCUGUCUUGACUGCAUCAAACCAAGAGAAGCUAGCAAGCUAGGCUAAUUGAGGCUAGCCUACAUAACGUUACUGCGCUUCUCCCCUUCCUUCAGUUACAAAUAACUCCAUUCAGAUUAGUAAGGAGCAGCCUACCUGCUUUUGGUUGUUGUAGCCUUCUCAUUUCACUUUUAAUUCUGUCAUUUUAAUUCCAUCUUCUAUUGAUUAGAUAUAUCCUAACUUGCUUGCCACACAAGCAGAGCAGCAAUGCAAUUUUAUCUCUCUCCGCGGGAAGCGCAAGGAAUAGAGCGCAUGCCUUUUUUGUGACUUUUUCUUAAAUCGUCAAUAUAGUCACAUCAUGCAGUCCAUAUGUUUUUAUUUCUAAGACAUUUUAAGGUUUGUAGGCCUAUCACAACUAAAGUUACCAGUUAACUCUAAAUUAAGCUUACAGGACCUGUUUCAAAUGAUCACUUUCACGCUCAACACAGAACAGCCGCUCCAUGUGCACACUCGUCUGCAAUCGUUUGAGAAUAAUAUUAUUUAUAUUAUAUACAGCGAUGUUCACUUAUAUUCUUCUUACUAUAAAAUCAUAUUUUAUAUAUAUAUAUAUAUCUCGUAUGCGUGGAAGCCAGGAGAUGCUAAACGUGUUUAAGUUAACGGUCAAUUACCGUGAGACUAGCAGUCAUUGGCAUGAUGGUUACCGACUGACAACAUUUUAUGUCUGCCACAGCCCCUAGGUACACUCAUUGAGGUCACAAUGUUUUUAUUUUUUAAGGUAUUGUCCCCUUAGAUCAGUGGUUCUCAAACCUCUCCUGGGGGCCUACAACCGUUCCAUGUAUUUGAUCUAUUCCAGAACUAGCACAUCCUAAUUUCAAAUUGUCAACUAAUUAUCAAGCCCUUGACUAAGUGAAAUCAGGUGAGCUAGUUCAGGGUUACAACAAAAUAGUGAAAUGUCUGGGGAUCCCGAGGAGAGGUUUGAUAACCACUGCCUUAGAUAAAAAAGUAUAUGCAAACCCCAAAAAUGUAUGGAAAAGUGUCUACCUAAAGACUAGAAUGUAAAUGUUAUUGUGUGUGUAGGUAUUCCCGGGGGCAGGAAGGUGGAAGUCCAGUUUGUAGACUUUGGCAACAAGAAGAUUCUGUCAGUCAACGACCUGAGGAAGAUCAAGGAUGAGUUCUUUGCCCUCCCAGCCAUGGUGAGGUCACGCUACACUAGAGUAUGUUGGAUGGAGGAUUAAUAAGGCUGACUGUAUCCAUAUACCAUCCCAGCAUUAACUGCUAGGGUUGGUGGACAGGGCAGGGCACUCAUAUUAAUCAACUGGCUCUCACAUUACCUCUUCCCCCCCCCCACCCAGGCCAUCCAGUGCUACCUGGCUGAUGUGAUUCCUCUGGAAGAGGCUGAGAUGUGGAGCGACAUGUGUACAGAGAAGUUCAAGAGUCUUGCUGACCAGAGACUGGUGACCGCUGUGGCCACAGCUAAGACAGGUAGAACUGGAGAGUUUUCCUUUCACACAGAACUGUCUUGGCAUCCCACGACAACCGUGGAGACUUAUGUAGUUGAUUGAUUAAUUGUGUGUGUGUCUUCUGAACCACAGAGGCUGGUCGAAGGGGCAGGGGUCUGCCAGUCAGGCUGUUUGAGACCAGUGAUUCCAGCGAGCCGUUAGCAAACAUCGGAGAUCUGCUGGUCAAUGACCAGCUGGCCUGCUUCAAGAAGGGGUGAGUGUGUGUCUGUCAUCUCACUGCGGGAUACUUAAUGGGUGAAACAAAUAACAAAUCUUAUGUGGAUACCUGCACACACAGAUGUGGGUAUGGUUUCCAAAAGGAGACGUUUUGUUUUACCCCAUCUCCCUUCUCAGCAUCAAAUCUAAGGACACCCAGGCCCCGGUGGUAGACACCACAGUGUGGGACCCUCCAUUCGAGGGUCUUCUGGGUGAGUCUGAACCAGCCCCUGCCUCGCUGGGCCAGGAGACCCCAGAGCAGGACCCCCAAGAGAUCCAGCCCUACCUGAUGCUGCCUUCCAACCUGAAGGACAUGAAGGUCCGGGUGACCCACGUGGUCUCACCCGGGAGCUUCUACGUCCAGCUGCUACAGAUGGACACCCAGCUCAAGAGGUCAGCCAGUGGGGGUGGAGAGGAGGGCAAGGAGGGACAGAGAAUGGCUUACUGAAGCCUCACUGAAUCCAGCAGAGAAUCCUAGGCUGCAUUCACACAGGAAUCUUGUAACUGUAGAGUGGAUUGACACAGACAUUGACUUUAUUGAACUUGAUUUUCUUUAGAAUGUGUGACUUUAGAAUGAGACUCUGAUGAGAGGUCAGUGUCGCUUAGUUUCUCUCUCUCUCUUUUUUUUGUUCAGGGUGUAUGAGUUGUUGAAGCAGGAGUAUGCCCGUACAGAGCCAGAGGAGAUGGAGUGGAAGGCAGACAUGUACUGUGCUGCCUACAACAACGGGGUCUGGGAGAGGGGCCAGCUCUGCUCUCCUGUUUCCCUCGGCUACAUUGCUGAGGUAACACACGAGCACACACACCUAUCCUUUAAGAGCCACAGAAGUGGACUAGGAGUGGAUUUAGAAGUAAAAACAUUGUAGCAGCCGAUUGUCAUUACUGUUUCAUCAGUGAUUGACAGACGGGUUCAUCCAGCUGUAACUGCAGUGUGGUGUUCUGUCUCCACAUGGUGUUAGGUGGUACGCUGUGAUUUUGGCAACAAGGUGAAACUCCACGUGAACAACCUGAGACCACUGCUGCCCAGUCUGGUUGGCUGUCAGGUGCUGGAGUGUUCCCUCAGUGACAUUAGGUGAACACACACACACACACACACACACACACACACAAAUGCAGGUAAAUGAAGGGCCGACCUCAAACACUGAUGAUACCUGGCAAAAUGUCCUGAAUAGUAGGCCUUUCACUGAAAUAGAUUCUGACAGGUUUCCUCAGGGCAUGAGCUGUUUCUCACACCUAUCCUAAUGGUGGAGCAAGGGGCAUGCUAUCCUCCUUAGACCUCAGUUCAAAUCUACUCUCACUCUCUCUCACACACUCACUCGCUCAAUUUCUUUCUCUCCCUCUCAGACCUGCGGGUGGUCGUUCCACCUGGACAGCCACAGCAUGUGAUUUCAUCUCCUACUACCUGACAGGAGCCAUGGCCAUCAUGACCAUCAAGGUGACGCCACAUCACACACCUUCUCCUAGCCCUACCACUUUCCGUAGCCCUUAACCACUUCCCCUAGUCCCCACAGUUCUGUGAACACCAAGCAAAGAGGACUGGGGGUGGAGCUAGAGCCUAGUCUCUGAUGCCUCACUCUUGAGUGUUGCAUAUUUGACCAUCCAUGGUUUUACAUGUACCAACCUUUUCCUCUUCUCUCCAGGAAAACACAGAGCAGCGUCCGGUGCCGGUCUCUCUGUACUGCUCCAACCGGGCCGGGCAAGACGUCAGCAUCGCAGACUUCCUGGUUAGUGAGGGCCUCGCCCUGAAAGAGAGGAAGCCACGGUGAGUAACAGAACUCUGUGUGUGGAUGUAUGUUUCACAGUUCAGUAUAAGAUAAUUCAGAGGACCCAUGUCUAUCUGCUGGCUCUACAUAUCUCCCUGUGUCCUGUGCUACAGAGCGUCCCCCAUGCCUAAACUAGAGGAGUUAUCAGACUCCAAGUUCAAGGGCCUUCAAAACAGGACACCUAACACAGAAAACCAGCCCACUGCCCCUAUGCCUCCCAAGCCGGCCCCCCGUACCAAUCCCUCCCCAGAGAAGGUGAAGACCCAUGCCUACUGCCCCCCUGAGCUGCCCCACUGUGGACGCACUCAGAUGACCAUCUCUGCCAUCGGAGAGGACGGACUCAUCUACGCCAUGACUCACCACGCAGGUACUCUCCUUUCUACUCCUGUUUACCCCUGCUCCCUCUACCUCUCUCUCUUUCUCCCACAUACACAUACACUGAGUGUAGAAAUUAUGACACACCGACUUUCCAUGACAUAGACUGACCAGGUGAAUCCAGGUGAAAGCUAUGAUCCCUUAUUGAUGUCACUUAAAUCUACUUCAAUCAGUGUAGAUGAAUGGGAGGAGACAGGUUAAAGAAGGAUUUUUAAGCCUUGAGACAAUUGAGACAUGGAUUGUGUACAGUGGGGGGAAAAAAGUAUUUAGUCAGCCACCAAUUGUGCAAGUUCUCCCACUUAAAAAGAUGAGAGAGGCCUGUAAUUUUCAUCAUAGGUACACGUCAACUAUGACAGACAUUGAGAAUUUUUUUCUCCAGAAAAUCACAUUGUAGGAUUUUUUAUGAAUUUAUUUGCAAAUUAUGGUGGAAAAUAAGUAUUUGGUCAAUAACAAAAGUUUCUCAAUAGUUUGUUAUAUACCCUUUGUUGGCAAUGACACAGGUCAAACGUUUUCUGUAAGUCUUCACAAGGUUUUCACACACUGUUGCUGGUAUUUUGGCCCAUUCCUCCAUGCAGAUCUCCUCUAGAGCAGUGAUGUUUUGGGGCUGUUGCUGGGCAACACGGACUUUCAACUCCCUCCAAAGAUUUUCUAUGGGGUUGAGAUCUGGAGACUGGCUAGGCCACUCCAGGACCUUGAAAUGCUUCUUACGAAGCCACUCCUUCGUUGCCCGGGCGGUGUGUUUGGGAUCAUUGUCAUGCUGAAAGACCCAGCCACGUUUUAUCUUCAAUGCCCUUGCUGAUGGAAGGAGGUUUUCACUCAAAAUCUCACGAUACAUGGCCCCAUUCAUUCUUUCCUUUACACGGAUCAGUCGUCCUGGUCCCUUUGCAGAAAAACAGCCCCAAAGCAUGAUGUUUCCACCCCCAUGCUUCACAGUAGGUAUGGUGUUCUUUGGAUGCAACUCAGCAUUCUUUGUCCUCCAAACACGACGAGUUGAGUUUUUACCAAAAAGUUCUAUUUUGGUUUCAUCUGACCAUAUGACAUUCUCCCAAUCCUCUUCUGGAUCAUCUAAAUGCACUCUAGCAAACUUCAGACGGGCCUGGACAUGUACUGGCUUAAGCAGGGGGACACGUCUGGCACUGCAGGAUUUGAGUCCCUGGUGGCGUAGUGUGUUACUGAUGGUAGGCUUUGUUACUUUGGUCCCAGCUCUCUGCAGGUCAUUCACUAGGUCCCCCCGUGUGGUUCUGGGAUUUUUUCUCACCGUUCUUGUGAUCAUUUUGACCCCACGGGGUGAGAUCUUGCGUGGAGCCCCAGAUCGAGGGAGAUUAUCAGUGGUCUUGUAUGUCUUCCAUUUCAUAAUAAUUGCUCCCACAGUUGAUUUCUUCAAACCAAGCUGCUUACCUAUUGCAGAUUCAGUCUUCCCAGCCUGGUGCAGGUCUACAAUUUUGUUUCUGGUGUCCUUUGACAGCUCUUUGGUCUUGGCCAUAGUGGAGUUUGGAGUGUGACUGUUUGAGGUUGUGGACAGGUGUCUUUUAUACUGAUAACAAGUUCAAACAGGUGCCAUUAAUACAGGUAACGAGUGGAGGACAGAGGAGCCUCUUAAAGAAGAAGUUACAGGUCUGUGAGAGCCAGAAAUCUUGCUUGUUUGUAGGUGACCAAAUACUUAUUUUCCACCAUAAUUUGCUAAUAAAUUCAUUAAAAAUCCUACAAUGUGAUUUUCUGGAUUUUUUUUCCCUCAAUUUGUCUGUCAUAGUUGACGUGUACCUAUGAUGAAAAUUACAGGCCUCUCAUCUUUUUAAGUGGGAGAACUUGCACAAUUGGUGGCUGACUAAAUACUUUUUUUCUCCACUGUAUAUGUGGCAUUCAGAGGGUGAAUGGACAAGACAAAAUAUUUAAGUGCCUUUGAACUGGGUAUGGUAGUAGGUGCCAGGUGCACCGGUUUUUGUGAAGAACUGCAACGUUGCUGGGUUUUCACACUCAACAGUUUCCCGUGUGGGUCAAGAAUGGUCCACCACCCAAAGGAUAUCCAGCUAACUUGACACAACUGUGGGAAGAAUUGGAGUCAACAUGGGCCAGAAUCUCUGUGGAACCCUUUCGACACCUUGUAGAGUCCAUGCCCCGACGAAUUGAGGCUGUUCUGAGGGAAGAAGAGGGGGGUGCAACUAGUGCUGUGGCGGUCAUGAAAUCUUUCAGCCGGUGAUUGUCAAACAACUGCCGGUCUCACAGUAAUUUACCGUUAACAUUUACAUCUACAUCAGUUAGCAGACGCUCUUAUCCAGGGCAACUUACACAUUUUGUCAGCCGGUGAUUGUCAAGCAAAUAACCUCCAGUCUCACUGUAAAUUACCGUUAAUUAACUUAAAAACAUUUAGCAUCUCCUGGCUUCCAUGCAUAGCUACAAGCCACUGAUGCAGACCUUUUGGAACAUCUACAUUUAAAAAAAGUCCAAUAAAUCAAUUUAAUAUAGCCUACACCAUCACAAUAAAUCCAUUUUGGACAGGUCUAAAGAAACAUGAUAUGAAGAAAAUGUAGUCUAUUUCAGAAGAACAGAAUAGCAUACUCUUGAGUUGGCCCUGAUCUGGCUAUGCCAGAUGGCUGUGGGCUACACUAGAUAAUUUAUCAGACAAGAUUUGUUUAGAAUUCCGUGGCAUCGUUUUAUAUUAUUUUAUAGUAAUGAAGAAUACAAUAGAACAAAGCUGAAUAAAAAAGAAAGGACAUUUUCUCCAAAUGAUUUGAGGGAGUGCGCACAUGCGGCUUCUGUGUUGAGCGGUUAACAAAGAAACAGGUCCUCCUAUAUGCUUAAUUUAGAGUUAUUUAUGCAACUUUAGUUGUGAUACAAACGUUGGGCUAUAUGUUUUGAUUUGUAAAAAAAAUUAUAAGGCUCCAUGAUGCGACUCUAAUGAUGAUUUGAAAAAAGUUGCAUGAGUAGGGCUUUUGCGGUGACCGUAUUACCGCCACACCGGUAAUGAAGGCAGUCAAAUUCCUAAACAGUCACGGUAAUUAGGCUUCUCCAAGCUCUGAUUCUGCUGAUGGUCAUUAGUAGCCUACCAAACCUUCUAACUGCCAGGUACUCAGCACUCUAUUGUCCCUCUAAUCACUCUGACAUCAAUGCAAACGUAAUCGAAAAUGUAAUCAAACACUUAAUGAGAGCCCAUGAGCUCAUGUUCCACAACAUUUCUAUAGGCUAUGGAAUUGUGUGAGAACAUCGUGAUGGCCUCUAUUAAAAAGAGGAGGAUCCCAUCAGCUUUCUAUAGGCUAGGCCUACUAUAUAUUUUUUUCUCAACUUUCCUAAUAUUAAUCACAUUGCUUCUCUUUAAAACAGGAGUAUAGCCUACCUGGCUGGCAUGAAAAUGAACCACGGGAAAAGCGGUCCUCCAGUCGCUAUUUAAGUGCAUAGAUGACAUGUCUUUUUUCCCCUGCCCCUGUUUCGAGACGGGUGCAUGAUAAUGGUCCAUUCUAAAUCAAAACAAAUUUCACACACAAAUUAUUUAGUGUAUAUGUAAAGACAAGAUUAAAUCAAGAAUAGUCUGAGUGACAAUAUUAGCCUAUCACUUGUGAAUUAUAUAUUUUUGCGACUUAUAAUCAGUCGCACACCUCGUAGCCUAGCCCAGUGAUAUAAUUUUUAAAAAUACAUUAUUUUGAAAGGAUACCGCUUAUUGUAGCUGACUUAACACAUGCAGUGCGUCCGCAGUGGUGAAAUGGCUAGCUACGUUCGGACUCGGGAGGGUUUUCACGCUGCACUCAUUCACUGACCAAUACAAUAACGUUUUCGCCCCACACACACUGAUCCAAUGAAAUGACAGAUUUCUCGACACACACAAGCAUUUCGCUACACCCGCAAUAACAUCUGCUGAAUAUGUGUAUGUGACCAAUAAACAUUUGAUUUGACACACUGAUCCAAUAAAAAUGUCAUUCUGCAACAUUGUUUUGUUUUAAAUGUGACACUUCCAAUCAGAUAAUACAGUUCUUCUGACAGCUAGCUUGAUUGACAGCUAA
This is a messenger RNA of Coregonus sp. 'balchen', 15186 nucleotides long. The record is from the annotation of a GenBank genome assembly. NCBI's taxonomy places the organism in Eukaryota, Metazoa, Chordata, Actinopteri, Salmoniformes, Salmonidae.